Messenger RNA from Abrus precatorius (Indian licorice), 350 nucleotides. Its product is annotated as auxin-induced protein 6B-like. The record is from RefSeq and is a predicted model, not a curated record. The transcript has a single exon. The coding region runs from base 72 to 350 and encodes 92 amino acids. Gene Ontology annotation, biological process: response to auxin. Lineage: Eukaryota; Viridiplantae; Streptophyta; Magnoliopsida; Fabales; Fabaceae.
AAUUCAUAAACCUGCACUUUCAAGUCUUUUAGAUCAUUAUCUUCUCAAGUGUCAGCACAUCCAAUACAAUAAUGGGUUUUCGUUUACCUGGUAUCAGAAAGGCAUCAUCUGCUGCUAACCAAGCAUCUUCCAAAGUUGUGGAGGUGCCAAAAGGCUAUCUUGCUGUGUACGUUGGAGAGAGAAUGAAGCGGUUUGUGAUUCCCAUAUCAUACUUGAACCAACCUUCAUUCCAAGACGUGUUGAGUCAAGUUGAGGAAGAGUUUGGGUAUUAUCACCCCACGGGUGGCCUCACAAUUCCUUGCUGCGAAGAUGUCUUCCAACAGAUAACUUCUCACCUAGAAGGACUAUAA